This is a messenger RNA of Penicillium chermesinum, 630 nucleotides long. RefSeq lists its product as uncharacterized. The transcript has 2 exons. Lineage: Eukaryota; Fungi; Ascomycota; Eurotiomycetes; Eurotiales; Aspergillaceae. The coding region runs from base 1 to 630 and encodes 209 amino acids. The record is from RefSeq and is a predicted model, not a curated record.
AUGGACAAGCUCUCUGGUCUCGCUUCCAAGUUCGGUGGUGACAACAUGGGGUCGGGCUCCAACUCCAACUCCAACUCUGACUACAACUCCAACUCUGACUACAACUCCAACUCUGACUACAACUCCAACUCUGACUACAACUCCAACUCUGACUACAACUCCAACUCUAAUAACUACAACUCUGCGUCCAACUCUGACUCCAACUCCAACUCUAACUACAACUCUGCUUCCAACUCUGACUACAACUCUAACUCUAACUACAACUCUGCUUCCAACUCUGACUACAACUCCAACUCUAACAACUACAACUCUGCUUCCAACUCUGACUACAACUCCAACCCUGACUACAACUCCAACUCUGACUACAACUCCGCUUCCAACUCUAACUCCAACUCUGCUUCCAACUCUGACUACAACUCCAACUCUGACUACAACUCCGCUUCCAACUCUAACUCUAACUCCAACUCUGCUGGCCAAGAAGACUACCUGGACAAGGGCCUGGAUGCUGUCGAGCAGAAGUACGGUGGCAAGACCCUUUCUCGCGAUACAAACGAAAAGAUCACCGAUGGAGUGAGAGAGCAAUUCGAAAAGAUUUCUGGGCAGCAUGUUCCUGAGAAUUUCUCUAACUAG